This is a messenger RNA of Episyrphus balteatus (marmalade hoverfly), 2384 nucleotides long. Its product is annotated as prolyl 4-hydroxylase subunit alpha-1-like. Gene Ontology annotation, cellular component: endoplasmic reticulum. The record is from RefSeq and is a predicted model, not a curated record. Gene Ontology annotation, molecular function: L-ascorbic acid binding; protein binding; iron ion binding. Gene Ontology annotation, biological process: peptidyl-proline hydroxylation to 4-hydroxy-L-proline. The transcript has 9 exons. NCBI's taxonomy places the organism in Eukaryota, Metazoa, Arthropoda, Insecta, Diptera, Syrphidae. Bases 484 to 2190 code for a protein of 568 amino acids.
UCUUUAAAUGCUGUUCUCAGCGCGCGGUCGCAGUUCAUUCCUUUCAUUGCUUUUUCAAACAUUGUCCAUUGAAGUUUUAUUUUCGGAAUUAUAUAGUUUCGGUAUCGAUAAAUUUAUGAUUUUCGGAUAGCGAAUGAGAAGAAAAAAAAAAAGAGAUAGAAUCUAUCGAAUAGAAAUAUAAUUUGACGCGUAAAUAUUAACAAUUUGUUGUCCAGCAAGACAAUCGAUUUGUUUACCAAUUUGUAUUUAAUAAAUUGAAAUUUUGCAAAUAGAAAGAAGUUUCAGUAAGAAAGUUAUAAAAAAGUGACAGUAAGUGUGACACUGUGACAGUUCAAGUGCAGUUCUUGUUUUUUUUUUUUUGACAUUUCUCGCAAAAAUAUAGAACAUUUUUUCUGCUUCUCCAGAAAACUUCUCUCACCUACCCAUAAUAAUCUACUACAUUCUGGAGCAACGAAAUAUAAAACCCCACAACACAAUACAACAAUGACACAUAUCAACUAUCAACGACACACUUGUUGUAGCAGGACAUUAUGGAGCAUCCUGAGAAUUGCCUUCAUAAUUUCUGCACUCACAUUGCAAGUGACAAGAACGGAAGUAUUUACCGCUCUAGCUGAAAUGGAAGAGCUCCUUGAGACUGAAUCGGUGCUGCUAAGCAAUUUAGUGGGUUACAUUGGAGUACAACAACACAAAUUAAAUUAUCUCAAAAACAAAGUCGAAGAAUACCGACGAGAACACACUGAAGCAUCAGCAGACAUCUCAACGUAUGUCUCGAAUCCCAUAAACGCAUAUCUCCUCACAAAAAGACUUACAUCCGACUGGAAACAGGUGGAAAAUCUAAUGGCGCAAGAUGUUGGAAGUGAAUUUUUGAAAAAUAUCACAAACUAUCGAACCGUUUUGAAGUUUCCAUCCGAUGAGGAUCUUAAUGGAGCUGCUGUAGCGCUGAUGCGACUACAGGACACAUACAAUCUGGAUACGUCAAGUGUGGCCCGGGGACAACUCAAUGGCGUACAAUACAGCACGGAAAUGUCCUCAGAUGAUUGUUUUGAAAUGGGACGACAGUCAUAUGUAAAUUCAGAUUAUUAUCAUACGGUACUUUGGAUGCAGGAAGCCAUGUCAAGGCUAUUGGAAGAGCCAGUUAAUAGAACGACAAGUUUUAGCAAAGCGGAUGUUCUUGAGUACUUGGCUUUCUCCACUUACAAACAAGGCAAUCUAGAAAGUGCCCUUACAAUGACCAACGAACUCCUCGAAAUAGUUCCUGAUCACGAACGUGCAAGUGGCAACAAAGUCUUUUACGAAAAAGAACUUAAAGAACUACAGGCUUCAAAAACAAUCAAAAAGAAAGUUAAACGUGAUGAUGGCUCAGAGGACAUAGCCAUUUCUGAUCUCCCAAUUGAAUUAAAAGAAGAACCCGAAAUUUAUGACCACUCUGAACGUAAGGUCUACGAAAUGCUUUGCCGUGGCGAUCUAAAACCAAAUCCAAGUCAACUUAAACAUUUACGUUGUCGUUAUGUGAAUAAUGGAAUACCAUUCCUUCGCUUAGCUCCAUUCAAAUUGGAAGAAAUCCAUGACGACCCAAUGAUUGUGAUAUACCAUGACGUCAUGUAUGACUCUGAAAUUGAGCUGGUCAAGAAAAUGGCCAAGCCACGUUUCCGUCGUGCCACCGUACAAAAUGCAAAGACUGGCGAGCUCGAAACAGCUCACUAUAGAAUAAGUAAAUCCUCAUGGCUGAAGACUGAAGAACAUCCCUCCAUUGGGAAUAUUGUCCAGCGUACAGCUGACAUGACUGGCCUCGAUAUGGCUGCUGCCGAAGAGCUGCAAGUGGUUAACUAUGGCAUCGGUGGUCAUUAUGAACCUCAUUUCGAUUUUGCCCGAAAAGAAGAGUCUCGAGCUUUUCAUAGCCUUGGAACUGGCAAUCGUAUUGCUACAGUUCUCUUUUAUAUGAGCGACGUUGAACAAGGUGGAGCUACAGUUUUCACUGCACUCCGCAAGGCACUCCAGCCAAAAAAGGGCACAGCAGCAUUUUGGUGGAAUUUGCAUAAAUCCGGCGAGGGUGAUUUCAGAACGAGGCAUGCUGCAUGUCCUGUUCUCACUGGGUCCAAAUGGGUUUCGAAUAAAUGGAUCCAUGAGCGUGGGCAAGAAUUCAUACGUCCAUGUGGUCUGGAACCUGACCACGGAGAGUUCGCCAUUUAGUGUGGUUGGGUGGGCAAACGAGGAGAGUAGAAUUAUAGUGAUGCGGCCGACAGGAUGCAGAAGAUGAAAAUUUACGGAUUUUAAAAUAUAAAGCAUACAUAUAGACUUAAUUAUGUAUGUGUGCUGUCUUAAUACUCGAACAAAUUAAAAUACACUCGAAUCAAAAACUAUUGAUUCACUUGUUUUAGAUUUUA